Cricetulus griseus (Chinese hamster) is the source of this 1584-nucleotide messenger RNA. Lineage: Eukaryota; Metazoa; Chordata; Mammalia; Rodentia; Cricetidae. The record is from RefSeq and is a predicted model, not a curated record.
AACUGAUGACCACACCAGUUCUUCAGGUCCAGGAGACCCUGUCCCCACAAGCUGAAGAGGCCAGCACAGCACUCAUUGCAGUCGUUAUCACCGUGGUGUUCCUCACCCUGCUCUCUGUGGUGACCUUGAUCUUCUUUUACCUGUACAAGAACAAAGGCAGCUACGUCACCUAUGAGCCUGCAGAAGGCGAGCCCAGCACCAUCCUCCAGAUGGAGAGUGACUCAGCCAAGGGCAGAGAGAAGGAAGAGUACUUCAUCUAAUGAUCCCCAGACUGGAGGGGCCAAUUCUUGGCUCCAGUGCUAACAUAUUGACUCUGUAAUUAGGGAACGUUUGCUCUGAAGCCAGUGAGUGGCAUUGAGUGAGAUGGCAAAUCCACUCACAUCCCAGGACACAGUCCCCAAAUACCAGCAUCAGCGACUCCAGGGUCCAGGGACACAGAGAAAGCCGCUUAUGACACCUAUAGCCGGGCCUUGGUAAGGACAGUGCUCACACCUGGCCAACAACAUGGGGCCGUGCCUGAGUUGGAAGUGGGAGAUGGUGGAGGGGAGGUCACAGGCUGGUCCACUUUGUCCCCUCCCUAGUUGCAUAGUGAUAGCCCCAGUGUAGCUUCUUAGAGGCUAGAUACCACAGGAGGGGAUCAGGCCAGGGGGGAUAGGCUUCUCAAUGUUACCUCUUUUGAUCUGAGUCCUACUAUCCCCCCCCCCAACAGCCUCCAAUUUACUGUUUUUUAUCCAGAUUAAAUUUAUGAAAGUCAGAUUUUCAUUUACAAGAACUAAAUUUUGGCUUGUUUUUGCUUAAAGUUUUUACAGCAUUAUCUCUGCUUAUGUAACUCUAUGUGUUGUCUCUCCGUAAGAACUCUUGAGGGAUGUACUCAAGUUCCCAGAACUGUCUCAGGGGUUUGUCCCAGAUUAGCAUCAACUGUCCUAUCAGAAACACAUGAGGACUAAGUGGAUUUGACCUUAAUCUUCGCAAGGGCUGCGAUUUCUCAGAUCCCUGUGUAUAUACAGAGGGAGCCAGGAAAAACCUGGCCACCUAAAUUUCCCACCAAUAAGGCUUUCUUCUUUCUUUCUCAAGACAGGGUUUCUGUGUACCCUGGCUGUCCUGGAACUCACUCUGUAGACCAGGCUGGCCUCAAACUCUGAGAUCCACCUGCCUCUGCCUCCCAAGUGCUGAGAUUAAUGGUGUGCUCCACCACUGCCUGACCAGGCUCUUUUCAACCCAAGCCCUUGGAUACUCUGGAAUUAAGCUAGCCUUCAUUCUGAGGUAUUAAACUCUUACCCGAUAUUAGCAGUGUAAAUUUCCAGAAGCUUUGGUUGGUUGGCUUUUGCUUUGUGGGUUUGUUUGAGACAUGGUCUUACUAGUUAUCCCAGGUAGACAUCUUUCCUCAGUCUCUAGAGUAAGGGAUUGGCCAGCCUGUUUUCAGUAUUUCUCCACAUAGAACUUUGUGUACAGAUUGCUAAGAUCUUUUCCUUGAUGAAAACCUUAGAGGAAAUGAGAACUCACUGCCUAGACUAGAGUGGCUUUAAGCUCACAGGGUUCACAUGGCUCUGCCUUCCCACUUCUGGGAUUAAAGUUGAGCGCCAA